This is a messenger RNA of Musca domestica (house fly), 9096 nucleotides long. Its product is annotated as ELAV-like protein 3. Gene Ontology annotation, cellular component: ribonucleoprotein complex. The transcript has 8 exons. Bases 2076 to 3224 code for a protein of 382 amino acids. The record is from RefSeq and is a predicted model, not a curated record. NCBI's taxonomy places the organism in Eukaryota, Metazoa, Arthropoda, Insecta, Diptera, Muscidae. Gene Ontology annotation, molecular function: RNA binding.
AUUGCACAGCGAACGGGAGUUAACGUGCCAGGACAUCGGGCAGCUGGGCACAUACUGUUAUCAAUCGACAAACCAUAAGGAUCGUCGUCCUCAGUCGUACGUGUUCGUUUGUUGCUUUCGUUCGUUCAUUUUUCGAGAACAUUCAGUUUUAAUAAUCUUUAGUUUAUUGUUUUCGGACUCCUCUGCACUCUAUAAAUGCAAUAAUUUUGUGUUGAAACCAACCAAAAAGGGAAAACUAGCUAGAAAAAUACCCAACAAAUCCAAGGAAACCUAAGAAAAUAUAAAAACAAAAAACAAAAACAACAUCAUCACCGACAACAAAAAAAAAACACCUUAAGUAGGUUUUCAGUUUCAACCUCUAGUCCAUUCAAAACUCGGUUCACAAUUUUGACUUAAGUUUCGUUAAAAAUUGAUUUUUGACAACAACAACAACCAAGACAAACCAACACCGGCUUCCAAACAAAUAAAAGAAAAAAAUAGACACUACUCAAAUCCGAGUUGUACUUUGGCAAAACUUAAACAGAACAACAGCCAAAAAACAAAGAACACCACCAACCAAAAGUAAAACAAGGAGGAAAAAAGAUUUUAACGGGCAGUUUGCAAUACUAUUUUGUAACGUAAAAAAUUAUUAAAACAACAUUCGUAACAAUUUAUUCAAGAUAAUUGUUAAGAAUACAAAAGGCCAAAUUAUUUAAAACAAUCUAAACUUUGUUAAAUUAAAACAAUUCUCUUCGUAAAUAUCUUCGUCUAUGUGUGCAUAAAUUGUGUUCAACGUCGUGUUUUUUUCUAGUCAAAUUUUUGUUGAGUAAAAAAAAAUUAAUUAAAUAAACGGUUUAAAUAAAAUUUUCCCCGCUACCCAUUUUCUUUUGUCUGCUAACAUUCGGUUAUAUUUGAAAUUUAGUAUAAAAUACAUUUCCGAGAGACUUCCGGGUCUACGUUUACUGGUACAUGGAACAAAAUAUCUUCAGCAAAUAGAAAUAUUUGAUAUAAAACUAAAUGAAAUUUAUACAAAUUGAGUAAGCAAUCGAGCAGCUAUUAAUUGUACACCAAGUGAAAAAUACAGAUAUUUUAUAUUAUUCCAAAAAACAAAAACAAAAAUCAAGAAAAUUCCAAGAAAAACAAACAAACAAACAAAAAAUCAAGAAAGAAAGUAAUCUUGCAAAUCAACACCACCAAAGAAAACCAACUAUUACAGAGCUAAUUUAAAACAACAACAUAAUAUAUAACGAAUUGACAGCAACAACAAACCACAACAACAACCAGAAAAUUUUAAGGAAAACAAACAACAAAAUAAUCAUUUAUACACUUUAAUAGAGACUCAAAAAGGAUUUAAGGAUUUAAAGAUUUUUGAGUAUAAAUCAACCAAAUGUUCCAUAUUGAAAUACAACAACAGUAACAACAACAAAAAACAAUUUAUAAAAUUUGAAUAAUUCUAGUCAAAUAAAAGAAAACCAAAUUUACGCUAAACCAAAAAAAAAAAAAACAAAAAACUUUUUUGCAUUUUUGCAAUUUUAUAAAACAACAACAACAACAGAAAAAAUAAAUCAUUCCAAAAACAAACUUUUCACCCAUUUCACCAAAAACCAAACAACUAAAGGAAAAUCCAAAAAAAAAACAAAAUCAUUAGCAAAAUUUACUCUUUUAACUUUUUAUUAUUAUAACAACAACUAAAAAUUUAAACAAUUUUAAAUAAAUUACCAAAACAACAACUCUUAUAAAUUGAUGAUCCAUACAAAGAUCUAAAACUCCAAACUCCAACCAACAAAAUUACCGUGAAAUUUCAAAACAACAUAGAACAGAACUACGCUUUUUUAAAUAAAAAACAAAAACCACAUUUCUUAUAAACUAAACAAGAAUUAAAACAACAACAACAACCACAACUUGUGCUAAGCACUGAUCUUCAGAGAAAAGCAGAAAACGAAAAGCUCCAAGUUUGACUUCAAGUUUGCGUGGACGGGCUCACACAAAGCCUAAGGCCAAUACAGAAGCCAGUUUUCUCUCAUCGCCCCCCGGUUCGAAGGAAAUCUUUCAAAAUUACUCUCCAACAGCAACAAACCACCACCAACACCAACAAAAUGACCAAUGCCAUGGACAUUGUUAUCAAAAAUGGCAGCACCAAUGGGUCUGUCGAUGGCAACGAUGAAUCUCGCACCAACUUGAUUGUGAACUACUUGCCGCAAACCAUGACGCAGGAGGAAAUGCGUUCCCUCUUCUCGAGCAUUGGCGAGCUGGAGAGUUGCAAGUUAGUGCGCGAUAAAAUUUCCGUGCUGCCAGCUUCGUUGCAGGCCUUGAAUCCAGCCUUGCAGCAAGGUCAAAGUCUGGGCUAUGGUUUUGUCAACUAUGUUCGGCCAGAGGAUGCCGAGAAGGCUGUCAACACCCUGAACGGUCUACGUUUGCAGAAUAAGGUCAUCAAAGUCUCAUAUGCCCGUCCAAGUUCGGAGUCAAUCAAGGGUGCUAACCUAUAUGUAUCGGGUCUUCCCAAAAACCUAUCACAGCCAGACUUGGAGGCGUUGUUUGCACCAUAUGGCAAGAUAAUAACAUCUCGUAUACUCUGUGAUAAUAUAUCCGACAUUGAAGUUAUCAAGAAACUUUUAUUAAAUGGCAUAGGUCUCUCGAAAGGUGUUGGCUUUAUACGUUUCGAUCAACGCAACGAAGCCGAACGUGCAAUUCAAGAACUCAACGGCAAGACACCCAAGGGUUAUACGGAACCAAUAACUGUUAAAUUUGCCAACAAUCCAAGCAAUAGCGCCAAAGCUCAAAUCCCACCACCGUUGGCUGCUUAUCUGACACCACAGGCAGCUGCUGCGACUAGACGUCUGACUGCCGGAGCUUUGCCAUCGGCUGGCCGCAUAAGCAUUGGAAAAAGCCCCCUGUUUGCCAUUAACAAGGGUUUACAAAGAUAUUCUCCAUUGGCUGGUGAUCUCUUGGCCAACUCCAUAUUGCCGGGGAAUGCCAUAACGGGUUCCGGUUGGUGUAUAUUCGUCUAUAAUUUGGCACCCGAAACCGAGGAGAACGUCUUGUGGCAAUUGUUUGGCCCAUUCGGUGCCGUCCAAUCGGUUAAGGUAAUCCGUGACCUGCAGACCAGCAAAUGCAAAGGUUUCGGCUUUGUUACUAUGACCAAUUAUGAUGAAGCGGUUGUGGCUAUACAAUCAUUGAAUGGUUAUACUUUAGGUAAUCGUGUUUUGCAAGUAAGCUUUAAGACCAAUAAAACAAAAACAGCUUAAGCAGCUCACCGACAGCAGCAGCAUCAGCAACUAAACGCAACAAAAACAACUACAACAACAACAGCAAAUAACAUUUUAAGCAUAAAUGUUGUGGUCGGCCAAAAGACGACUAAAUCAUCGAAGAGUAACAACAGCAACAACAAAAUUACAAGACAGAUAUUUUAAUGCACGUUAACUCAAGGAGUAACUCCCACAAAGAAAAAAACAAAUAUACAAAUAAGUAACUAAAUUAAUGGUUUUGAAUAAGGCAAAGGUUAUAAAUAUAAAAGAACAACAAAUGGUUUGAUGAAAAAGACUGAAGUAAAUUUUAUAUGAACGUUUCUUUGGCCUCCUCUUGAGGGGUUUGGUCAUUUAAAGACUUUUCCAUUGUUCCUUGUUAAGAUCUAAAAAUUUCCUAAAACCAUAUCAUUGUAGGUGUGUCAAGCUUGACCAGUUUUAGUUGAGAGCUUUUUUUCAAACAACAUUGAUCUGGAUCCGAAGCAUAGAGAUCAUUCGCGUCAAAACUUUCAUAGAGAGAGAGAGAGAGAGAGAUAGAGAGAGAGAGAGAGUUAAUAAAUGGAAUGUGUUAACAAAUGCUUAGUUGCAUUAAAGCAGUCAAGAACAAGGGCCCGCUCACCAGCCAAUUUCUCUUUGGUUUUAGAAAUCAGCAACAAAUCAGUGUUAAAAUAUUAUCAUAGACAAAUAAAGGUAGACUAAAAAGUUUCAAAAUUUACCCCUUCCGGCAGAUGUCACUAUGAUUGAUCUUGAUCCAGUCAAGUCACUCAAGGCUAGUGAAAUCACUCAACUUCGAAAACAAUUUAUUCCGUUUUCUGCUAUUUAAGUUCUAUAUUUUUAUAUUUCACGACAUAGUUGGGUAAUGUCAAUAUAAACAAAGUUACUGUUUCAUUUUCAAUUAAUAAAUAAUAAAGAAUCAUAAAAAUAUUCAAUAUUUUGUAUUUUGAGAGAAUUGAGUAAGUCUACUGAACCUCUCUCACAGCAUGAACGACAUCUAUUGAAGCACUUUUUUCAGAGAUAACAGAUGAGACAACUUUUUAGUCUAUACCUAAUUUGUCUAUGAUAUUAUGUAUUGCUUUACUGUUAAUUGUUAGCUUUAUUAACACUUUUGGAUCAACAUCAUAUUUAAAACCAAUAAAGAAAUGUAGAAUACAAAACAAAUCAGAAUAUUAAUUUUUUCUUGAAUAUUGUCUUCUGCGGACUCAUAUUUGUGCAGUGCUGAUUAAAGCUGCAAUGAGCAUAGACCAGAGCUGAGCAAAAUAAUAUAAAGAGAAUUUUCAAGAGAAAAAUAAUAAUAUAUUUCAACUUUUUUUUUAAACGAAUAUUGUCUAAAUUUGUUAUUAGACCUAUUUUUUAAAGAGUAAAUUGAAUAAUACAUAGGCUUUGGCUGAUUGGUUGUUUAACAAAAACUAAGAGAAAUUGGCCGCUUGCGCCAGAACACCUUCGUGCUCAACAUUGGCAUAGACCAAUGAAUACGUAGACAACAGAAUGCUGGAUUUGUCUUUCUAUCCAGAUGGCCAGAAGGCACGUGCUGAUUUUGCCGGUAGAGCUACUCGAAGUCGAAAUCACAUUUAAUCGUUUUUCUAGAAUUGCACUGGUUUAAUGGCGUCAUUUAAUUGACGUCAUCAUAUAAUGUACAGGUAGAUCUCAUUAUGGAAAAAUGUUCGACUACCUUUUAGAUUCGAGUGACUUUAAUAUUUGUACUCAUACUCCUGAAAUGACAUGAAAUGAAAUCUGCUGAUUCGAAUUAUUUUCGAUAAGCCGAGGGAGCAUUCCGUUGUCUGUAUAUUCAUUCGUCUAUGCCAGCACUGCUUAAAACCGAGUCCAAAAAAGUGAUUAUUUAAGAGAAAAUAACAAUUAUAUUUUUCUUUAUAUUUAUCCAUUCAUUUCAAUUAUUUUUAUACUGGAAUGUUGGCCAGAAAGAGAAUUAUUACAAAAAAAAAAAAAAAAAAUAUAUAUAUAUAUAUGUAUAAAUUAUGUCUUAACACGGGGUUUUUGACAAUUUAAAAAAAAAAAAAACUAGGAGAAAUUUGACUGGUGAUCGAGGUCUGAUUUUUGAGCAGCGCUACGCUCUUUCUCCCAUAAACACAGUGCAUGGACUCUAUGCACUGGGUUUAUGUGAGAGAGGCGUAAAAAAUGUUCUCAUUACUCUUCCUUUCAAAUUUUAAUAUGAGAGAGUGAGAAAAUUAUUACUCAGAAAAUUGGUGGCGAUUACUCCCAUAAACACAGUGCAUAGAGUCUCUAUGCGCUGGGUUUAUAUGAGAGAGGAGUAAAAAAAAUGUUCUCAUUACUCUUCCUUUCAAAUUUUAAUAUGAGAGAGUGAGAAAAUUAUUACUCAGAAAAUUGGUGGCGAUGGCAAAGGGUAAAUUUAGUUAUUUAAUGCAUAGAUGCUCAAGAAAAAAUAUCACUUUCCAGUCAAAUUUAUCUUUGCUUCUUAAAAACCAGAACAAAACAGUGUUAAGUCAUAACUUAUACAAAUAUUUUUUUAUUCAUUUGCUUUAUAAAUUAUUCUGGCAAUCAUUUAUGUUUGAAAACAAUUAAAUGGAAUCGUAAAAUAUAAAGAAAAACAGAAUUUUAAUUUUCUCUAAAUUAUCUCUUUUUUUGGCUCAUGCUCUAGCUAGCCCGGCCCCGAACGUGGAAAAGCAACUCCCACAUAAACUCAGCAUUGAGACAGUUUUCUUUUGCCCACAAAAAAUUAAAAACACAAUAUCUAUUAUAUCCAAAAUAGCGUUGCGUUUAAAUCUCUUAAUGGGUUAACAAAAUAUAAUCUCGCAAGAUGGCUGGUCUAUAUUUCCUUCUUAAUCAAAAUUAAGAUAGCUUUUGCUUCAUGCUAUAUAUAAGAGAAUUUCAUUGAACCACCUCUAUUUCCUUAAUCAAUGUAUGAUGUAUUGGAAAAAGCUUUUGACUUACCAGCAAGCUUUUGAUAACGUUUGCUUUUAAUUCCCUGUCAUUCUAAAAAAAAUUACUUGCGAUGACGUUUCAUUUCCACACUUCUUUGCAUCGUCUGUAAUGUUUAACUUUCAGUAACGAAUUAUUUGAGUUUACGUGCUUUCUAGAAUAUCUGUCUGAGAGAAACCAAAACUUCGUAAAAUUAUGCUUUGACUUAUUUAUACUCAAUACAUGUUGUACAAUUUAAAAAAACGAAAAAUACUAGUCAAAUUUUUUCUUUAAUUUUUAAAAUAAAUUAUAUAAUACGCUAAUUUUUCCUUUUUCUUUUUGUGAAAAUGCACACAUUACGAAAAUAUUUAAUAAAAAAUACCAAGAACAAAAACAACAACAACAACAAGAAAAAUCUUUGUUACUUAGUAAAGUAUAAAAUGCUCUUUUUAGACAAUUCAAAUACGCAAAGCAAAAGAGAUAGCGAAUAACUCCAUAUUCCAUAUGAAAAAUACAAUACACAUGAGUAGAGCUAUAAAAGUAAAAGAGGACAAGCAAAAAAAGACAGGAAACCAAAUAAACCUCCUUCCUAAAUAAAAACAAAAACCAAGCCACCCAAUUAACUUAAAUGCGAAAUAAAUAUGGAAAACUUUAUACUAAAAUUCAAAUUCUAGUAGACCUCCUUAUAAUGAAAUGUCUUUAAAAACUACAACAAUAACAACAAUACUAAAAUCGAGACACAAAUGCAAACCGAAACAAAAAUUCUCAACAACCGCGCACAUUGUGUAGAGCAAAUUAAAUUUAUUAUUAUUAUUACUUAAUUAAUUAUAUUACAUUUAAUUAUAACUUAAAUACAAAAAAAUAUAUAUUUUAAUUGUCUAUGUUUAUUUACAUUUAACUCUCUUUCUCUUAAAAAAAUAAAAAUAAAUAAAUAAAAUAAAAUCAUUAUGACAAACAAAAACUUAGUAAACAUAGUUUUAAUUUUUUUUCAAGUUAUUUAUUUAAUUGAAGGAAAACCACAAUUUAUUCUACUUACAAAUGAAAACAACAAGCAUACACUUAAAAACAACAACAACAACAAGAAAAAUAUAAUUAAUUAACCAUAAACUUUAUUAUAUCAAUGUUUAAUUAUUCUUCAAAAAACAAUACUGAAAGAAAGGAAGUAAUAAUAAAUAAACCAACAAAAACAAAGCAAGAAUGGAAAAACCCAAAAACAAUUUUAAUAUAACAACAACAAAAACCCAAGAGAAAAACAAAACAAAAAAACCUAAAAAAAAUCACAAAAAUAUAUUUGUAUGUGUGUAGAAUUCUCUUUUUUAAUUAGCCAUACAUAUGUAUGUUUAUGUUUAACCGUUUAAUUGUCGCAUUACUUAAUUAAUUAACUACUUAUACUAAUUUAUUGUCAAAUUCAUAUAGCAACAACAACAACAACAAAAAUAUAUUUCUUUUAUUAAAAUCAAUUUAUCCAUACAAAACAAAAAACCAAACUAACAAACAAUUCUAUUAUUAUAUAUAUUGAAAAAAAAAAACAAACAUACAUACUUAUAUAUAAAGAGAAACCUAAACAAAAAAACAAAACUCAAAACUUAACAAAAGUUUUAUUUAAUCGCAACUUAUUUAAGGGAGGUGCUGGCAAUUGGCAGGGGCGUAGCAUGCAGGGCAUACAGGGUAUUGAGAAAUAAUUCAAAUUAUUUUUAAAGGAAAUCUAAAAGACUGUCAUCACAUCAAAAUAAAAUAAAGAAAAAAAAAAAACAUUUCAUUCACCUAAGACUAGUUUGGUGCUACAGAGCUUAUCAUAGAGAGAGAGUAAUAGUAAACAACAACACCACCUUUUCAAAAAAAGAAGAAAAGAAGAUCUCACAACGCUGGAGAUGUGAAAUGGUUAAAAAGUGCCAGAGGUUGUAAUUGUUUGUUAGUUUAUUAUACAAAAAUCUACGGGAAUUUCAAAAGAGUUUUGAUGCAAUUUAUCUAUGGCUCCAUCUGUUAUUGAAUUCCCAAUGAAAGAAGAAAACGAGCGCAAAUUUUCUGUAAAUCUCAAUUUACCAUUACAUUUGGAGUGAGAAAAAGUUGCCAAUAGCGUAUCUACUUCCAAAAUGAAAUAAAUUAUGGGUGUGGAAGACAUGGUUCUUCCAUCAUAUAAAUCCAAAGGCAAUUAAUUUGGAAAGAGUCUGAAAACAAGCAGGAAAGAGUAGUUUUUGUGGAACGAAGGAAAUUGAAUGAGGAAAAUUUUAUUUUCCCCCCCGGGCCAUACUCUUAAAAACUAACUAUUAUUUAAAGUAAACUUUUCACGUUUGAAUUGAAACCAAGAACCAACCAAUUGACUAUUAAGUCAUUGCCAAAUCGGCCUGAAAAUCGCCUUUCGACAGUUUUUCAUCGACUAAGAGGCGAUAUAUAUUGACAAACUAUAAAUUGCCUUACAAAAUCAUAAAUAUAAGGAUCAAUGCUAAAAGUCUACUUAAAUAGAACAAUACAUACUUUUAGGCUUCGCCGGCAAUAGUUCUGUAGCAGAACGCACUAGAAUCUGCCCCAAAUUUUUCUAUGGAUUGUAGCCGUACUCACAGAUUUAUAAAAAAAUAUUUUACCAAUGAAAACUUUUCGAAAGAAAAACAAGAAUUAUUUAGCACAUCUGACUCUUAGAUGAGAUGGCAAUAAUAUUUUGACAUUUUCAUCAUCUUUCUGUACUUUCUUGUCCCAUAUACUAGCAGAAUGAUUUUAUAUUGUCAAUGUUUUGUAUACUUUCAGGCUGAAACUAGAAAAUAACUGGUUAGUCAAUUGAUUGAUUAUAAUGGCAAAACAUUUGUUGUUUUUCUCUGAUUGAUGGACUUAUUUCAAAAUACGUGCGAUCACUUGAUAUAUAUUUUUUUAAGGUACUUCCAUUUAGUAAAAUCGUUGCAUACAAACAAGACCUACAUACAAAGACCUAAAAUGGUAGAGCCUAGACAAAAUGCUUUUUGAACAAAUGGAUUGUGUCUACAAUACGGGGUGAGAUAAAAAACUGUAA